AUGAAUGCUCUUCGUUCUACAAAGCAAGCAUAUCAUUGGUUUGAAAACCAACAGACAAAAGAACUUUUAGAAGAAUUUCCUCAUAUGAUUGCUUCCCUCGGAAAACUGAGAGAAGAGAUUCCGUAUGAAAAUCGCAAGAAUUUGGCUCCUGGUUUGAAAGGUUAUUAUGUUCAUAGACUUUUAGUAAACGCUGUAGCAAUAUGGGCUUCACCUCGUUAUGCUUGUUAUAUUUUCAUGAUGUUAGAUGAACUAUAUAAAGCAGAACGUGGAGAGAUGGAAAAGAAACUUCAAGCAAAAGAUGAAGUCAUUGAAUCCAAAGACAAAAGCAUACAGAAAAGAAUACCGCGUUCAGUACCAAAAGGAAAGGAAAAGAGUUAUAGGUAUAUGAUAUAUACUGAAGAAUUGGAGAAAGAAGAAGAUAAAGAUAUGGUUAUGUUACAUUUAGUCAGAAGAAACAACAAGAGCUUUUAUGACUUAGCUAAGAUAUAUAAAUCUGACAGAAACUGGUUCUAUCGUGAAAACUUACCGAUUUCAAUGACACCGAAUGAGCAAAUAAAGGAAAUUGUCAAAAAUACUCUUCCUCAAACACACUAUGACAUCAAAGGUUGCACAAUACUUACAUUCAAAGAAGACUUAACAUUACUGAAGGAAAAAAUAACAGAAUAUUUCGAUAACUUCAAAGAGGAAGAAUGA
This is a messenger RNA of Trichomonas vaginalis G3, 693 nucleotides long. RefSeq names its product KilA, N-terminal/APSES-type HTH, DNA-binding family. The coding region runs from base 1 to 693 and encodes 230 amino acids. The record is from RefSeq and is a predicted model, not a curated record. The transcript has a single exon. Lineage: Eukaryota; Parabasalia; Trichomonadida; Trichomonadidae.